AAAACAACACUGACCUGGAUGCUUUGUGUGAACAUACCCCACGAUUUUAACCCAAUACUCUGCUUUGAUCGUUAAAGUUAUCAACAAGAAUGAAGGAUUUUGAAAUUUACCCCCAGAAGUCACUUAUGGGCACGCUGCAUCAAGGUUGGACAUGUUGAUAAGAUUUUCAACUGGAUUGAGUUUGUCAUUAUCCUAAAUAUUUAACAGAAGGAUGGACUUUGAACAGCUGACUAUCUGAUGGGGUCAGGGCCUUCUACACGAGGUAAGACUGUGGUAACUGACAGUCAGAUAUUUACCCCCUCCUUAAAAAUCUCAAAAGGAAACUCUUCUCCAACCAAAAAGAAACACACAGACAAACAGGAAAUUCCAGGAAAUAUUUCAGAUUCUGAAACACAAAAAUUGGUGGUACAAGACAUGGAAGGAGAACUGAAUUUGUCUGACACAAAGGAUGAAAAGACUGAAGUUAAAGAAACCGGAAUAUCUGAGACAGCUAUGUCGAGCGGGGAGAAAAAUCUGUCAAAACCUACAGAUACUGGCACUGUAACACAGGAAGAUUCAGAGCCUCCCAAACCAGCAGAAAGCCAAACAAAAGACAGCAAUGACGAGGAGACUCAGAAAGAAGAGGCAGUGACUGAAGAAAAGAAUAAAAAGCUCACAGAGGAGGAAAUACAGGCGAUCAAAACAAAGACUCUGAAGUCGAUUCAAACCAAUCUGGAGAUUCUCUCAGACAUUGAGGGACACUUGAAUGAAAAAGGAACCUUUAACCAAGCUUUCAAAGGGGCAACAUUUCAGUUACAAAAAUGUCAUUUUGCUUUGAAUAAGACUAGUUUAGAAAUUAAUGAUGCUUUCAAACAAGAACAAGGUGCUGUUUUUGUGGAGCUAGGGGGUGUGAAGACAGUGUGUGAUGUGAUUGUUUACUGUGAAAGGCGCGGGUAUUAUAUGGAAGAUGGUAAAUUGAUUCAGGGGAUCUGGAUUCCUCUCAUUAACUCGGCCAUUGUGAUGAUUAACUUUACUGACAUUAAUCCUAAUUUUGCCCACUUACUGGUGGAACAUGGGGACUUCCUGCCCCAGAUCUGUGAAGCUCUUCAGAGACUGAGGGAGAGUCACUUACAGGACAAUAUGUUGGAAAAAGAUGCCAAAAUUCUUCAAUCAUACCUGUCAAUAAUCCACAACAUUGCCCAGGCGGAGAGCAGUAUCACUGAGCUGCGAGAUCACGGCUUUGUGGAAGUGCUCCUGCCGUACCUGAAAUCCACCAAGGAGAGAAUCCUUCUGUCUACACUGGCCACCCUGGCCGACCUGGUGGAUGAAACCCAGGCCAUGUAUUUAGAGAGUCACGGAGAAUUCUUUACCUUCCUGCUGAAGUGUCUGAGGUCAUCAAUGGAAGAUCGGCAUAGAAGAUGUAAAGGAUGGGCCGCAUGGGAACUGGCUAGAACUAUAAGGAGAAUUGCAAGAAAUGAUGUUAACAAGAAGUCUUUGGUUGCCCAGGGUUGCCUUCCAGUGCUUGUGUCCUUAGCGCAGUCCAAGUAUGAAAAUGAACAAAUAGAGGCUCUGGGAGCAUUGUGGAUGUUGUCUUUUGACAAAGAAAACCAGGAUGUCAUGGUAAAGGACGAUACUGUCAUGAAAACUUUAAUUGACCUCCAAACGUCCCAAACAAAGAAAAUCAAGAAUGCCUGUCAUGGGGCCCUGUGGAAUAUGAGGGAAAAGCUGAGUUCUAUAGACAAGUAUAAGGAACUAGGUAAUGAAUACAAGAGAGAUGAAAAGGAAGUAACUUCAGAGUCAUCUGGUUCACAUAGAGGUCAUGUGAUGAUCAGCUACCAAUGGGCCAAUCAGAAAAUUAUCAAGAGGAUUCGGGACAGUCUGCAGGAGAAUGGGAUCAAAUGCUGGAUGGAUAUUGAUGAUAUGCAGGGUUCUACUCUCAAUGCCAUGGCUCGGGCUGUGGAAAGAGCUGAUAUGAUUCUGAUUUGUUACUCAAAAAAAUACUAUGACAGUCCAAACUGCAGGGCAGAGGCAGAAUAUGCUUUUCAGCUGAGAAAACCAAUAAUUCCUCUUAAAAUGGAGAGAACCUACCAAGCUAGGGAGUGGCUGGGUUUUAUUAUUGGUUCUAGGCUGUUCUUUGAGUUCACAGACAAGUAUCCUUUUGAGGUUAAGAUUAAUGCCCUAGUAAAGGAAAUCCUCACCAGACAGAAAAGGGAGGUCCCUGAAAAGCCUAUCAUUCCUCAAACAGCACAAGUUCCUACAGAGAAGACACCUGAAAGUUCUAAUGGUAAAAUGGUUAAGGUUCAGGCUUCAGAAGUGGUGAAGAGGUGGACGGAAAGUGAUGUUCUCAGAUGGAUCAACCAUCACAAACUCCCCAGCUCCAAGUUUUCUAAGCUGACAGGGACAGAAAUCGCCUUCCUUCAGGUUCUAAGACAGGAGUCCCCGGAUUACUUCUAUAAAACUCUGAAUGAGAUGCUGAAGAUAAAGGAUUUAUCAACAUUGGCUCAGUUCACAUUUGCUCUGGAGGACACUGUAGUUUGAGAAAUGCUUGUCAAAACUCGUAGGAGAGUAUUCAUACACGUAUAGGAGGGUAUUCAUUCACAUAUAGGAGAAUAUUUAUUCACAUAUAGGAGAAUAUUUAUUCAUAUAUAGGAGAGUAUUCAUACACAUAUAGCUCAGUAUUCAUACAGAUAUAGGAGAGUUUUCAUACACAAAUAGGAGAGUUUUCAUAUACAUUUAGAAGAAUUCAUACACAUGAUUUAAAGUAGCAUAUUCAUACACAUAUAGGAGAGUAUUCUUAUACAUAUAGGAGAAUUCAUAGACAUAAUUUAAAGGAGCAUAUUCAUACACAUAAUGGAGAAUAUUCAUACACAUAUAGAUGAGUAUUAACUCACAUAAAGGAGAAUAUUCAUACAGAUAUAGGAGAGUACUGUAAACCAACUUUUAUUCGGGACAACUUUAGUUCCCAAUUUACUUGGGUAAAACUAGUUCUCGGCGAUUAAUUUUUGCUAUCUAGCCUUUUUUGAUAUGUUGUUAAUAGACUCAGAGACUUUAAGGACUGGUUCGCGGCGAGAAAUAUUCGCGAUCAUAAGGCUCUUGCGAACUUCGCGAAAAUUUUUCCACAUGAAUAAAAGUUGGUUUACCGUAUUCAUACAUAAAGAGAAUAUUCAUUCACGUAUAGGAAGGUAUUCAAAGAAGAGUAUUCAUACACAUGCAUAUAGAGGAGUAUUCAUACACAUAUAGGAGAAUAUUCAUACACAUAUAGGAAAAUAUUCAUAAACAUAUAUAGAAAGGGAUUCCUACAUAUAUAGAGGAGUAUUCCUACACAUAUAGAGGAGUAUUCAUACACAUAUAGGAGAGUAUUCAUGAACAUAUAGGAGAGUAUUCAUUGAAUAGAACUCAUACUUGUAUAACUCUUCUUAAGAGUAUUAUAAAAGAGUGCUUGGAAAAUAAACCAGGCCAAAAACAGAUUUAGAGAGUAUUAUAAAAGAGUACUUAGGAAAGUCACCAGGCACAAACAGAUUUAAAGAGUAUUAUAAAAGAGUACUUAGAAAAUAAACCAGGCCAAAAACAGAUUU
Saccostrea cuccullata (small rock oyster) is the source of this 3554-nucleotide messenger RNA. RefSeq lists its product as uncharacterized. The record is from RefSeq and is a predicted model, not a curated record. Gene Ontology annotation, molecular function: protein binding. Bases 238 to 2517 code for a protein of 759 amino acids. The transcript is spliced from 10 exons. NCBI's taxonomy places the organism in Eukaryota, Metazoa, Mollusca, Bivalvia, Ostreida, Ostreidae. Gene Ontology annotation, biological process: signal transduction.